Messenger RNA from Hyla sarda, 4169 nucleotides. RefSeq names its product propionyl-CoA carboxylase subunit beta (gene PCCB). The record is from RefSeq and is a predicted model, not a curated record. Gene Ontology annotation, molecular function: propionyl-CoA carboxylase activity. Bases 450 to 1820 code for a protein of 456 amino acids. The transcript has 18 exons. Gene Ontology annotation, cellular component: mitochondrion. NCBI's taxonomy places the organism in Eukaryota, Metazoa, Chordata, Amphibia, Anura, Hylidae.
CGGAGCGGUAAUCCUGCCCCUCCUCCUUCUCACAGAUCCCGUGCAGCGCUGCAGAUGACAGGAAGCGGCCCGAGGCCUCACGCCCCUCACAGGCCCCGGACUACAAAGACGAACCGCGGCCUCCCCCGCAGGCCUCCAGAUGUGUGUCAAUGUGCCGUACUACCCAGUAGAAAAGAAGAGAACAUGAUAAAUUAUAUGAACGUCCAUGAGUCACAGAUUGGUCCUUUAGGGUUGGAACAUCAUAGGAACCACGAAGAAGGGGAGGCCAGCAGAGAACCAGGAGUGUUAGUGCGGCAGCUGUAUAGGCCGAGGCGUUAACUCCUAAACAACUAGGAGAAAUCUAGCACCACCAUAACCAUCCCAAUGAGAGGAACCUCCAGCAGGGGAAGCUGACGGCGCGGGAGAGGAUCAGCCUGCUUCUGGAUCCGGGCAGUUUUGCAGAAUAUGACAUGUUUGUGGAGCACAGAUGUGCAGAUUUCGGGAUGCAGGAGGACAGGAACAAGUAUCCUGGAGACAGUGUGGUCACUGGACAGGGCCGCAUCAAUGGGAGACUGGUAUACGUAUUUAGCCAGGACUUCACUGUGUUUGGUGGCAGCCUGUCUGGAGCCCAUGCACAAAAAGUCUGCAAGAUCAUGGAUCAAGCUAUGCUGGUGGGAGCCCCAGUGAUUGGACUCAAUGACUCUGGGGGAGCUCGUAUCCAGGAGGGUGUAGAGUCCUUGGCUGGCUAUGCUGAUAUCUUCUUGAGGAACGUCUUGAGUUCGGGGGUGGUGCCUCAAAUCUCUUUGAUCAUGGGACCAUGUGCUGGAGGCGCAGUCUACUCUCCAGCACUAACAGAUUUCACAUUCAUGGUUAAGGACACCUCUUACUUGUUCAUUACUGGUCCAGAUGUAGUAAAAUCUGUCACCAAUGAGGAUGUAACACAGGAAGACCUAGGAGGAGCCAAGACACACACUGCAUUAUCAGGAGUGGCUCAUCGAGCUUUUGAGAAUGAUAUUGAUGCUUUAUUAAACCUACGUGAAUUUUUUAACUUCCUUCCACUGAGCAACAAGGAUCCGGCGCCUAUCAGAGAAUGUCACGACCCAAGUGAUCGCCUUGUCCCUGGAUUAGAUACAGUUGUUCCUAUGGAGUCCACUAAAGCCUAUGACAUGCUGGAUAUUAUCCACACGAUUGUGGAUGAACGAGACUUCUUUGAGAUUAUGCCUAACUAUGCCAAGAAUAUUGUGGUCGGCUUUGCCAGGAUGAAUGGGAGAACAGUUGGCAUUGUUGGAAACCAACCAAAAGUUGCAUCAGGCUGCUUGGACAUAAACUCCUCCGUAAAAGGAGCUCGCUUUGUCAGGUUUUGUGAUGCCUUCAAUAUACCCAUCAUCACUUUUGUAGAUGUACCAGGAUUUUUGCCAGGCACCGCUCAGGAAUAUGGAGGUAUCAUCAGACAUGGGGCAAAACUUCUGUUUGCCUUUGCAGAGGCUACUGUACCCAAGAUCACAGUGAUCACCAGAAAGGCUUAUGGUGGAGCCUAUGAUGUGAUGAGCUCAAAGCAUCUUCGAGGUGAUGUGAACUAUGCCUGGCCAACAGCAGAAGUCGCUGUCAUGGGAGCAAAGGGAGCUGUUCAGAUCAUAUUCAGAGGAAAGUCAAAUCAGGCUGAAGCAGAGGCAGAAUAUGUAGAGAAAUUUGCUAACCCUUUCCCUGCUGCGGUUAGAGGAUUUGUGGAUGACAUAAUUCAACCGUCUACUACUCGUCUGCGCAUCUGUCGUGACCUGGAAGUCCUUGCAAGCAAGCAUCAAGUGAAUCCAUGGAAGAAACAUGCAAAUAUUCCUCUAUGAGGCCGCACAAUGUUAGACAUUCCUGUCCGGAAAUUACAAGAUCAAAAUAAAAUAAAACUGGUUUGUGUCAAACUGAUGGCCAACACUACGAGCUAAGUCACCUGAUUCUAAAGGGACUUUGCAUUAACUUUAACCCCCAAUCUUUUAGAGACUAUUCACCAUCCUAGUAACUGCAUUAGUUCUAAGUGCUUGGUCAUACUGCCGUUGUAAUCUGGUAAAUAGUGCACGUCCUUUUUUUUCCCCCCUCCACUCCUGUAAAAUAAAAAUAAAAAAAGCCAUACACAGGAAAGGCUUAACGGGGUACUCCAAUAACUUUUUUUUUUUUUUUUUAAAUCAACUGGUGCCAGUUAAACAGAUUUGUAAAUUACUUCUAUUUAAAAAUCUUAAUCCUUCCAGUACUUAGCUGCUGUAUUUCUUUUUUUCUGACCGCAGUGCUCUCUGCUGACACCUCGGUUCAUGUAAGGAACUGUAAAGAGUAGUAGCAAAUCCCCAUAGCAAACCUCUUCUGCUCUGGACAGUUCCUGACAUGGACAGAGGUGUCAGCAGAGAGCAAUGUGGUCAGACUGAAAAGAGCAUACAGCAACUGAUAAGUACUGGAAGGAUUAAGAUUUUUAAUAGAAGUUAUUUACAAAUCUGUUGAACUUUCUUGCACCAGUUGAUGUAAAAAUAUUUUCCACUAGAGUAUUCCUUUAACAGCAGGGUGAACUUAGCCUAAGUGUUACACAGUUACCUGCGUGGAGUAAAAGAGAUGCUUAAUUGAAGAGCCAGGGCAUCUCCAGACUGUCACAUGUGCUCAGGGUGAACCUGCUUUCAUCUGUGAAGAGCACAGGGCGCCAGUAGCAAAUUUGCCAAUCUUGGUGUUCUCUGGCAAAUGAUAAACGUCCUGCACAGUGUUGGGCUGUAAGCAUAACCCCCCCAGCUGUGGACGUUGAACCCUCAGAGUCUGUUUCUGACAGUUUGAGUGGACACAUGCACAACUGCUGGAGAUCAUUUUGCAGGGCUCUGGCAGUGCUCCUCCUUGCACAAAGGCGAAGGUAGCGGUCCUGCUGCUGGGUUGUUGCCCUCCUACAUCUCCUGAUGUAUUGGCCUGUCUCCUGGUAGCGCAUCUAUGCUCUGGACACUACGCUGACAGACACAGCGAUCCUCCUUGCCACAGCUCGCAUUGAUGUGCCAACCACUGCUUUGUUGGGGGUGUCUUGCUAAUUGCCCAUAAUUUCCACCUGUUGUCUGUUCCAUUUGCACAACAGCAUGUGAAAUUGAUUGUCAAUCAGUGUUGCUUCCUGAGUGGACAGUGUGAUUUCACAGAAGUGUGAUUGACUUGGAAUUAUAUUGUGUUCCCUUUAUUAUUUUUUGAGCAGUGUAUAUAUGUAGAUAUAUAAUACACAAUUACGCUAUGUCUAUACACUAUACUUUUUGGUCACCGCAACAGACACACCCCCUCCAGUGCAGUUUUACUGAAUCUGGGCUUUCAUGUGUAGAACACAAACUAGAAGGUGGUGUUUGAAAGGUUAAAUCUACUGGCACAAAUAUGAUUAGUUAUUAAAUAUUUAACAUUUUCUAAAAGACAUAUGAUGGUGAUAAAUCUUACACUUCAUUCUGAUUUGUGUCAUCUGUAUACAUGGCGUGCCGGAUCAGAAUGUAGCCUCCUUUCAAGAUCUUUCCACUCUACUAACAGCUAUUCCAGAAAUAACUUAUAUUCUCCAUAAAAUACUUCCGGAGCAUCUUCUUUUCUAUAAUUCCUCCUGGAAAUGUACAAAUUGACAACUGGCUACUGGUAGAGAUGAGCAAAGUUACAGUAAUUCGAUUUGUCACGAACUUCUCGACUCGGCAGUUGUUGACUUUAGCAGGCAUAAAUUAGUACCGCUUUCAGGUGCUCCGGUGGGGGCUGGAGACUCUCUCCUAGGACUGUAUUCACCUUUUCCAGCCACCGGAGCACCUGAAAGCUGAACUCAUUUAUGCAGGAUAAGUCAUCAACUGCCGAGCCGAGAAGUUUGUGACCAAUCGAAUUACUGUAACUUCGCUCAUCUCUAGCUACUACCAUUCUCCUUGUCAAAAUAUAUCUUAAACAGAUUUCGCUUUAACUCCAUAAUGGAUAAAAAUAUGACAACCACAAGAAUUGUGAAAAAAAUUUAUAAAAAUAAAGUUUGACCUGUAAAAUUUGGCUCAAUAAGAAAAUGGCUGGGAAGUAUUUUCAUGCGUGCCAUUAUUCGUUUUUGAAGCUGAUGUUUCUAAUUUAUAAUGAAAGAAAGGGAGGUAUAUAGGAUAUUAAAACACACAUUAUAUAUAUUUAAAAAAUACAUAUGGAUUAAAAUAUGUAAUAUAAUAUGGAUUAAAAUAUAUUAUACAGUC